AUAAUGUCUGUCUUUUCAUUCUAGUAUAAUAGUGGUGAUGCAUUUGUCAUACCGGGAAUUCGUUAUGCUGAACUGGUUUCGAAGUUUUCUCCAGUUUUUCUAUAUCAAUUUUCAUACCUAGGCGAAAUGGAUGGAUUGUCAUUUUUACCCAACGUGACAGGUACAGACUCAGUUGCACAUACCGCUGAGUUGAAAUAUCUUUUUGGAGGAGUAGAGGGAUUUGCAGGAGAACCUGAAGAUUACUCUCAAUCUGAUCAGCUUACGAUGAAAAGAAUGGUGACAUUAUGGACCAAUUUCAUCAAAUAUCAGAACCCCACUCCAAAUUCGAACCAACUUUUAGAUAAUGUAAUAUGGCCACGUCUGAGAGCAAGUGAUAUACAAUAUUUGGAUAUUAACAGAACUUUGGAAGUACGGUACAAUCCCAAGUCUUACAAAGAGGUAAAAGAGGUUCUCACAGAGUAUAUGCAACCUCCAUUGACAGUGUUUUGAAAUAAUACAGGACGUAUAAUGGAUCUAAAUUGAUUGAUUUCAAUGUCUGUACAAUAUGAGUAAAUGACCAAUAAAUUUUAUAUCGCUCCAA
Messenger RNA from Leptinotarsa decemlineata (Colorado potato beetle), 580 nucleotides. RefSeq names its product para-nitrobenzyl esterase-like. The record is from RefSeq and is a predicted model, not a curated record. NCBI's taxonomy places the organism in Eukaryota, Metazoa, Arthropoda, Insecta, Coleoptera, Chrysomelidae.